Molecule: messenger RNA, 228 nt
Organism: Rhizophagus irregularis DAOM 181602=DAOM 197198
Lineage: Eukaryota; Fungi; Glomeromycota; Glomeromycetes; Glomerales; Glomeraceae
Source: RefSeq, a predicted model, not a curated record
AUGGUGUUAAUUAUUACACCUAUUUCAAGUUGCCAGUUGCCAUAUUCUAAAGAAUCAAAGCUGUAUUCAAAGAGUGAGUCUGGUCGUACAGAUCAAAAACAAGAUCGUGUUUAUCGAUUAACUGAAGAAAUUUUGGCAUUAAUUGAAGAAAUGAGGUUAAAACAUGAAGCAGAAAUUAAUCUAUCAAAACAACUUAAUAUAGAACCUGAAUUUGCAAAAGCAAGAUAA